Messenger RNA from Schistosoma mattheei, 246 nucleotides. The record is from the annotation of a GenBank genome assembly. NCBI's taxonomy places the organism in Eukaryota, Metazoa, Platyhelminthes, Trematoda, Strigeidida, Schistosomatidae.
AUGAAACUUUUAGUGAUCGAUCAACUGCCAGUCAGUACAGAGGAUAAAUUGAAGAUUCAUCUUAUUGAACCAUUAAUUAAAAAUCCAGAAAAAUAUGAUCCAACAAAACCGAUAAGAAUAAGUAAAACAAAAUCAAUUGAAUGGGAUAUUGAACUUGCUCCAUAUGAAUCACGUGAACUAGUUUUAAAAUACCUUGUCGAACAUCCAUCUAUUAAAGAUAUUGACAUUUCAACACUGGGAAUAUGA